AAAAUAGGCAAUUUUCCCCUCCCUCGUCUCUAAGCCAGCCGCCUCGCUGUCGCCGUCGGCUGUGGGCACGCGAAAUGCUCAGCCUCGGCGCCCAUCCCUUCUUGCUUCCUUCCUCCUCCCCACUCCACACUCGCCCCCGAUCGAGACCCCUCUGCUCACCCACCAGCUCCGCGCCGAUCGCCUCCUCCUCCUCACCGCCGCCCUCCCUCCGCUUCCUCCGCCGCGGCUGCGCCGCCGACCGGAGCCGGAGAGCGACGACGAUGGCCGCGGUAGUCUCCCCGGGGGACGGCGGCCUGGUCCACGACCUCAUGUCCUCAGGCGUCACCGCGGCCAUCGCCCUCGGCCUCCUCCGCUUCUUCGAGGAGCUCGCCAAGCGCGGCGUCUGCGACCAGAAACUGAAUAGGAAACUUGUGCACAUAACUAUUGGGAUGGUAUUCUUGCUCUUUUGGCCUCUUUUCAGCUCUGGAAGGUAUGCUCCUUUCUUUGCUGCACUUGCACCAGGGAUUAAUAUUAUAAGGAUGCUUCUAUUGGGGCUAGGAAUAAUGAAAAAUGAAGCUAUGGUCAAAUCAAUGAGCCGAUCUGGAGACCACAGGGAACUUCUCAAGGGACCACUGUAUUAUGCUACUACUAUAACUUUGGCCACGUCUGUAUUAUGGAGAACAUCUCCAAUUGCUAUAGCACUUGUCUGCAACUUGUGCGCUGGAGAUGGUAUAGCAGACGUAGUUGGGAGACGCUUUGGAAAAGAAAAGCUUCCAUACAACCCCAACAAGUCAUAUGCAGGAAGCAUAGCGAUGGCUGUGGCUGGUUUCUUGGCUUCAAUCGGGUACAUGCAUUACUUCCACAGUUUCGGUCUCAUGGAGGAGAGCUGGUACAUGACCUUGGGCUUCCUUGUGGUUUCUGUAGCCGCGGCACUUGUAGAGUCACACCCCAUCAGCACUGACCUGGAUGACAAUUUAACCGUUCCUUUGACAUCAUUCCUAGUCGGUAGCCUCGUUCUCUGAUGUUUAGCGCUAAGAAUGCGGUGACUUUCUUUUCUCCACCUGAACUUCCGACAUGUAACAAGAUUAUCGACAAGCAUGCGAUAUUUUUGUUGUUGUAAA
Messenger RNA from Aegilops tauschii subsp. strangulata, 1100 nucleotides. RefSeq names its product probable phytol kinase 2, chloroplastic. The record is from RefSeq and is a predicted model, not a curated record. Gene Ontology annotation, molecular function: kinase activity. Lineage: Eukaryota; Viridiplantae; Streptophyta; Magnoliopsida; Poales; Poaceae.